Molecule: messenger RNA, 3154 nt
Organism: Dama dama (fallow deer)
Lineage: Eukaryota; Metazoa; Chordata; Mammalia; Artiodactyla; Cervidae
Gene: OCSTAMP
Product: osteoclast stimulatory transmembrane protein
Cellular component (GO): membrane
Source: RefSeq, a predicted model, not a curated record
GUGACAGGGUUUCCCAAGUCCUGGAGGACGCAAUUCCCCCCACUUCCCCUCCACCUGCCAUCGCUGCCUGAGCCCGCCUGCCCAGAUCUGCUGCUGUUCAGGAAGCAUGAGGCCCCCCGGGGGGACACUUGAACACCUCAUCAGGACCGGGUGGAGAUUCUGGUCCUCGGGGCUCCGCAAGGCCGUUGCCCUGCUGCAGGCCACCUGGACUGCCUACUCCCAGCCCGUCCCAGCCGGCCGUGGCCAGCUGCUGACCCAGGUCCUCCUGUGUGGUUCUCUGGCCCUUGCUGCCGCGAGUCUGACCUACUGCUGGCUAGCAUCCUCGCUGCUUUAUCCUCUCGGGCCCUCGGCUGCGGUGGCCACUGCCUGCGGCCUCCUGGCCUUCCUGGGGCUGGGCCUGGUGCCCCCCGCCCGCUGCCUGUUUGCCCUCAGUGUGCCCACGCUGGGCACGGAGCAGGGCCGCCGGCUUCUCCUGUCCUGGAGCACCGCCACCCUGACCGUCGCCGUGGUGCCCAACGUCCUGGCCAACCUGCGUGCCGCCGGGCAGGUGCUGAGGUGCGUCACGGAGGGCUCCUUGGAGAGUCUGCUCAACACCACUCACCGGCUGCAGACAGCAUCCCAGGCCCUGGGCCCGAACGGCCCGGCGGGCAGCCAAGGCCUGACGCUCCAGGCCCAGGGCGACAGCGCCGCCGCCUUCCGGCUCCACGUGCUCAGGGUCACCCAGCAGGUCCUGGAGGACUUCUCCGGCCUGGAGUCCUCGGCCCGGGGGGUAGCACUGGGGACCCAGAGGGUGGUCACCGGGCUCUUUAUGUUGGGCCUCCUGCUGGACUCGGCCUGGUACCUCCACCGCUACCUGACCGACCUGCGGUUUGACAACAUCUAUGCCACCCGGCAGCUGACUCAGCGGCUGGCAGAGGUCAGGGCCACCCACCUGACGGCCUCCCCUCCAGCCUGGCUGCUCUGGGCAGCCCGACCGAGGCUGUCCCAGGCGGAAUUGCUGAGUUGUCUGGUGAGGGUGGGGCUGUUCACCCUGCUCCUGAUGGCCACGGCGGUGACGGUGGCCACAGACUACGUGGCCUUCCUCCUGGCGCAGGCAGCCGUGGACUGGGCUCGGGAGCUGCCUGCUGUGCCUGUCACGCUCACCGUCAAGUACAGUGCUAACUACACCGUCCUGGGCUACAUCCCCUUCCUCUUCAACCAGCCGCCUCCGGAGAACCCCUACCUCUCUGCCCACAACUCCUUCCAGUGGGAGUUGCGCUUCACUGCCCCCGGCUGCCCGUUGCUGCCCGCCCAGCGCCCGCACACGGCCGCGCCCCUAGCUGCGGGAGCCCUGCAGCUCGCGGCUUGCUCCACAGUCCUCCUGGAGACCUAUGCCCGCCGCUUGCGGCACAGCAUCGCUGCCUCCUUCUUCAGGACCCAGGAGGCCAGGAGGGUCCGCCACCUUCAUGCCCGCCUCCAGCGAAGAUAUGACAGGCACCGAGGCCAGCCAGAGCAGCCGCAAGACGCUUCCUCCUGCUUGACCCCCAGGCCGGGCAGCAAGCGCCCCGCACAGGUAGACAGGCCUGCUGGACGCCUGAGGUCACUGUGCAGUGAGACCGAGGGGAAAGAGCUCUGGCGUAGCCCAGACCUGAGUUGUAACCUUGGCCCUCUGCUGCCUCCCUGUGUGACCUUGGGUAGAUUGCUUCCCCUCUCUGAGCCUUGGUUUCUAUAUCUGAACAAGGACUGCAUAGCAAUAAUUAAUGUGACCUGCUUGCACAUGGAAAUGCAGUAAGAAUGGAAUGAGACGUUGGGCAGCAAAGGCCUGGAUAAACAGAAAAGGAUGAUGCACAGUGCAGACAAGCUUCCUCUGGGCAAGUUGGGGGGCAUCUGUCCAGGCUGCAUUGGCUGCUAUCCCCCGUAGUUGGAGACUUUGCAUCCUGAUUGUGUCUGAAAUGCCCGUGGAACUUAUCUAUAUGUUCCUGAAUCCUCUGGAUUUAUUUAUAGUCAUUAAAAUUUUCUCGAUUUUAUAAAUUAUUGUAUUUAUUAAAUUCUAAAUUAGAUUGUUAUUCCUUUCCUUCCGGUUCCUUCAGGGGUUUCCAACCUAGGGUUGCCAAGUUUUGCAAAUAAAUGUACAGGAUACCUGGUUCAAUUUGAAUUUCGGAUAAACACCAAUACAGGUUUUGUAUAAGUACAUCCUGAAGAUACUUACUUAUAAGUAUCCUGAAGAUACUUACACAAGACCCAUAUUUGUUGUUUAUCUGAAAUUCAAAUUGAUGGGUAAUCGUAGUUUAUGGCCACUCCAUCACUAUCAAAAGCAUAAUACCGUCGUAACUCCUUACCCUGUGGGCUUGGCAUCCCGUCUUUCCCUCCAGGUCAUUUUCUGCCUUUCUCUCACCUGCUCUCUUUCCCAGGCAUCUGACCUUUAGUGAUUCUGUCACUCUGGCUCCCUUGACCUCUGACCUCCGGUUGGACUCAGCCAACAGCAUGCUCUGGCAGGAGGUCUAACGUGGGAGUGGGGAGAGGGGUCAGGAUGUUGGUCCAGGAGACCUCCUUGCAGAGGCCCGCGUUCCUUGCUCUGGGUGACCCCUGUCCUGUGGCUGCAGUUCCUGCUUCGUUCCCAGAGAUACCAAUCUACCAGAAACAGGUCUUUGGGGAUGUCCCCAUCCUUCUCUUCACCAAGUCCCCCCGCUCCCCGUGCCUUCAUUAAACUCUCCUAAGUUAUCCCUUUGAGAUCUCUUUCCUGCCUGGGUUACAAAUUCUUGACGGAGUCAGCCUCUCCCUCACUUGCAUGGGCUUAAGCUCCCCAGAGGCUGGCGAUGCUCAAGGUGAUGCUCUUGCUAUUCCAACAUCCUGGAACACUCUUCCUUCAAGCACGGCGGGCUUCUUCGCAUCAUUGGGACGUUAGCUCAAACAUCACCUUCUCAGAGAAGACUUCCCUGACUACUGUACCUAAAAUUCCCAUUCCCACCUACUUCUCCUCUAUCACAGGAGUCAGCAAGCUCCAAUCUGUGGGCCAGAUCAGCCUUGUUUCCAUGAAUAGGUUUUACUGGACCUUUGAUACACCUAUUUAAGUAGUCUCAGACUUCCUUUGCUAUGAUGGUAAAUGUGAGUAGUUCAGACAUGGUGUAGGGAAAUCAGAAAUGUUUAUCAUCUGGCUCUUUAAAUAAAAUGGUUG